UAACAUUACUUACAAUAUUCAGAAAAUAUUUUUAAUUAUACAUAAAGUAAUUUAAAAAAAAUGGCAAUGAGAUAUAUUCUCGGCUACACGUUUGCUUGGACGGCAACAGCUUCAAUCCUAACUCUAGCUUUAUAUCACAUCUUGACUGGCGAGGGAGAAAGAAUCAGCAUCGCUUGGUUCUUGGAGCAUUCUUCACCUCACCUAUGGGCAGGUUUGGGUAUCUGUUUAUCCGUAUCUUUGUCAAUCAUCGGCGCAACUCUUGGAAUCUUCACGACUGGAGUGUCAAUAAUGGGAGCCGGUGUCAAAACACCAAGAAUCAAGACCAAGAAUUUGAUUUCUGUGAUUUUCUGCGAAGCCGUCGCAAUCUACGGCUUGAUCACAUCGAUCAUACUGAUUGGAAAAGUAUCUUCAGUUUCUAAUAUUGAAUCCUUGAGCUAUCACGCGAAGGAACAGAUGAUAGUAUCAGGACACAUAAUAUUUGGAGCUGGUCUAGCAGUGGGUUUUGUCAAUUUAUUCUGUGGUCUCGGUGUGGGGAUCGUUGGAUCCAGUGCUGCGCUUGCUGAUGCCGCCAAUCCUGCAUUGUUUGUUAAAGUUUUGAUUAUUGAAAUUUUUGGCUCUGCUAUUGGGUUGUUUGGAUUAAUCGUCGGUAUUUAUAUGACUUCGAAAGCAGACAUGUCAAUUAAAUCAGCUUAAUUUUUUAUAAAUUUCUGAAUAAAUUUGUAGAGAAAAAUAAUAAUAAAUAAUUUA
Messenger RNA from Cotesia glomerata, 747 nucleotides. RefSeq names its product V-type proton ATPase subunit c''2-like. Gene Ontology annotation, molecular function: proton-transporting ATPase activity, rotational mechanism. The record is from RefSeq and is a predicted model, not a curated record. Gene Ontology annotation, cellular component: proton-transporting V-type ATPase, V0 domain. The coding region runs from base 61 to 693 and encodes 210 amino acids. NCBI's taxonomy places the organism in Eukaryota, Metazoa, Arthropoda, Insecta, Hymenoptera, Braconidae. The transcript is spliced from 6 exons. Gene Ontology annotation, biological process: proton transmembrane transport.